GUUAAAAAGAACUACUGCUGGAGAGAGUAGUUCGAGUUAUCCUUAAAAAAUAAUAAAUAAAUACGUUUUUUGAAAAAAAAAAAAAAAAAACAUGUUGUCGGGCUUGCAAGUGAUUUUAAUGUGUGGCUUAGUUGCCACGGUGCUUGGCAAUUCUUUGUCAAGCGACAGCAUGUGGGGCAACCGUGAACCGGGUGAUAAAAUGGUUUUCGAUCGUAAUGUUACAUUGCCAAAGAAAAUUGCCCGCUACCAGGAUGUAAAACUCAAUUAUGAUCCCUGGUUUAUUAAGCCCACCAUCACAGCAAUUGUUUUAAAGAAUUUCAAACCCAAGGAACAGCCUAUCGUGCAAAUUGUCAAAGGUGGCGUUGGCCAAAAAUCAGCCGAAAUACAUUUGAGUACUCAACGAUCGGAAGGCAUGCGUGUACGUCUGAUGAUAUUUGGCAAGAAAACUGAGUGAAAUGUGGCGAACAUGAUUUUUUAAUAAAUUAUCCAAUAUUCUACAAAUAUUUAUUUGUUCGUCAACAAACCAUAUUCAAAGAAUGAAGUGAAAAAUAAUAUAAAAAUUAUUAAAAAAAUA
This is a messenger RNA of Musca domestica (house fly), 574 nucleotides long. RefSeq lists its product as uncharacterized. Lineage: Eukaryota; Metazoa; Arthropoda; Insecta; Diptera; Muscidae. Bases 92 to 454 code for a protein of 120 amino acids. The record is from RefSeq and is a predicted model, not a curated record. The transcript has 2 exons.